Molecule: messenger RNA, 1347 nt
Organism: Branchiostoma belcheri (Belcher's lancelet)
Lineage: Eukaryota; Metazoa; Chordata; Leptocardii; Amphioxiformes; Branchiostomatidae
Product: tubulin alpha-4A chain-like
Exons: 6
Coding region: 1-1347 (448 amino acids)
Biological process (GO): microtubule cytoskeleton organization; mitotic cell cycle
Cellular component (GO): cytoplasm; microtubule
Molecular function (GO): GTP binding; structural constituent of cytoskeleton
Source: RefSeq, a predicted model, not a curated record
AUGCGCGAGUGUGUGUCCUUACAUAUUGGGCAGGCUGGUGUACAGAUCGGAAACGCCUGUUGGGAGUUGUUCUGCCUGGAACAUGGCAUACAGCCUGACGGUUUGAAGCCCAGCGACAAGUCCAUCGACUCUGGUGACGUCUCUUUCCUUGACACGUUUUUCGCGGAGACGGAGGGAGGCAAGUGUGUUCCAUUGGCUACUUUCGUCGACUUGGAACCCACUGUGAUCGAUGAAAUCAGGAGCGGGCCAUACAAGUCUCUGUUCCGUCCUGAACAGAUGAUUUCUGGCAAGGAAGACGCUGCAAAUAUCUACGCAAGGGGAUUUUACACCGUAGGGAAGGAGAUCAUUAACAAAACGUUGGAUCGAAUCCGUAAAGUGACGGAGUGUUGUUCAAGUCUCCAGGGUUUCCUGAUUCAACACAGCUUUGGUGGCGGAACAGGGUCAGGGUUCACCGCGCUGCUGAUGCAGAGGCUAUCUGCGGAGUACGGCAAGAAGUCAAAACUACAGUUUUCCAUCUAUCCGUUUCCCCUAAUGUCCUCAGCAGUGGUUGAGCCGUAUAACGCCGUCUUGUGCACUCACGCCACGAUGGAACACUCCGGUUGUACUUUCCUGCUAGAUAACGAGGCCCUGUACGACAUCUGCUGCCGCGGGCUUGACGUUGAGCGUCCCACCUACACCACCCUCAACCGUAUGAUAGGGCAGGUCAUCUCGUCCAUCACCGCUCCCAUGCGGUUUGAAGGCUCACUGGACGUGGAUCUGACCAAGUUCCUGACCACUGACUUUGUGCCGUAUCCCCGCAUCCACUUUCCCCUGUCCACCUAUGCCCCCUUCACCUCUACGGAGAAGUCUUAUUAUGAGUCAGUUGGAGAGAUCACUGACAGUUGCUUCGAACCAGGCAACCAGAUGGUAAAGUGCGACCCUCGAAAAGGGAAGUUCGUGGCGUGCUGUUAUCUGUUGUACCGUGGUGGCGUCAACGCGAAUGAUGCCAUCGCAAGGCUCAAGGCCAAUAAGAAUAUCCAGUUUGUUGACUGGUGCCCGACAGGCUUCAAGGUUGGAACCGACUACCGUUCACCGAUUGCAGUGCCUGGUGGAGAUAUGCCAAAGGUUCGGCGGGCUGUCUGCAUGUUGAGCAAUACUACCGCCAUUGCCGAGGCCUGGACCCGUCUGGACCACAAGUUUAACCUAAUGUGGGCCAAGCGUGCCUUCGUUCACUGGUACCUGGCGGACGGUAUGGAGAACUGGGAGUUCUCCGAGGCAAGAGAAGACCUGGCGACCCUUGAGAAGGAUUAUGAAGAGCUUGGUCGCGACAAAAGUGACGACGGGAGCGAUGGAAGCGAGGAAAACUAG